UGCGGGCGAGCCAGGGCGCCGCGGCCUCCCGACCCCUUUCCCAGAGGUGAACACCUGGAACCAGGAGCCCGGGCGCCUGAGUCUGCACGCCGCGGGGAGCCCCGACCGCCGGCCUCCCCGCCAUCCGCGCGCCCCAAAGCCCAGAGGGCGAGGCCCCGGGCGCCCCGCAGCAGCCGCCGCGCCAUGCUCCACCUUAGCGAGUUUUCCGGCCCCGACGCGCUGUUCGUCAAGUCCACCGAGGGCUGUUGCGCUGAACCCAGCACUGAACUGCCCCGACUGCCUGCCAGGGACACUCCCGCGGCCGCCGGCUACCCUGGAGCAGGCGACUUCUUGAGCUGGGCUUUGAGCAGCUGCGGCGCCGGGGGAGACUUAGCCGACUCCUGCCUCCUGGAUGGCCCUGAGCCCACGCCCCCUCCUGGCCUCAGCUACAGCGGUAGCUUCUUGAUUCAGGCAGUACCCGAACACCCGCACGACCCGGAGGCACUCUUCAACCUCAUGUCGGGCAUUUUAGGCCUGGCACCCUUCCCUGGCCCUGAGGCGGCAGCAUCGCGGCCCCCGCUGGAUGCCCCUUUUCCCGCCAGCCCCGACGCCUUGCUGCCGGGUCCGCCGGACCUUUACUCCCCGGAUCUGGGCGCUGCCGCCUUCUCAGAGGCGUUCUGGGAGGCCUCGCCUUCCGCGGGCGCCCCCUCGCAAUGCCUGUAUGAACCUCAGCUCUCCCCGCCCGACGUCAAGCCGGGCCUCCGGGCUCCUCCGGUCUCUCCAGCGCUGGACGCUGCCUCGGCCUUCAAGGGUCCCUAUGCACCCUGGGAGCUGCUUUCUGUUGGGGCUCCAGGGAACUGCGGGUCACAGGGAGUCUACCAGGCCGCCCCCGAGGCUCGUUUUCCCUCGAUGGGGACCAAGAUUGAGGACCUGCUGUCCAUCAGCUGCCCCGCGGAGUUGCCGGCCGGCCCAGCCAACAGACUAUACCCCAACGGGGCCUACGACGCUUUUCCGCUGGCCCCAGGUGACUUGGGGGAAGGGGCCGAGGGCCUCCCGGGGCUCCUGACCUCUCCUAGUGGGGAGGGAGGGAGUAGCGGCGACGGUGGAGAGUUUCUGGCAGGUACGCAGCCUCAGCUUUCCCCGCUGGGCCUUUGCAGCGCAGCCGCGGCGGACUUCCCGAAACCUCUGGUGGCGGACAUCCCUGGGAGCAGUGGCGUGGCUGUGCCACCCGUGCCGCCGCCGCCAACCCCUUUCCCUCCGACCAAGGCGCGGCGCAAGGGGCGCCGAGGCGGCAAGUGCAGCGCGCGCUGCUUCUGCCCGCGGCCGCACGCCAAGGCCUUCGCUUGCCCGGUGGAGAGUUGUGUGCGCAGCUUUGCGCGCUCCGACGAGCUCAACCGCCACUUGCGCAUCCACACGGGCCACAAGCCUUUCCAGUGCCGCAUCUGCCUCCGUAACUUCAGCCGCAGCGACCACCUCACCACGCACGUGCGCACCCACACCGGCGAGAAGCCGUUUGCUUGCGACGUGUGCGGCCGCCGCUUCGCGCGCAGCGAUGAGAAGAAACGGCACAGCAAGGUUCACCUCAAGCAGAAGGCGCGCGCCGAGGAGCGGCUGAAGGGCCUAGGCUUUUACUCGCUGGGUCUCUCCUUCCCUGCCCUGUGAGCAGGAGAUGGGUUUGUAGGUUGGAGCGCCGCCGCCCGGCGCGCACAACAUCUGGCCCGUUCCCCUCCCUGCUCUUCUUCCCACCUCUUUCUCGCACGCCCGGGGGCCGGCCUUCGGUCCAGCUUCCAAUUCUCUUGAAGCGCCCGCCAAACACGCCCAGUUCAGCACCAGCUCCGCGGACAGCUCCCGCGGUCCGAGUGCUCUCUCCCUUAGUCGCGCUUUGAGGGAAGUCUUCUCACGCCACCCACUGAGUAGGCACUUCCUUGGGACCCAAGACAGUCUUUUGUAACUGGCGUACGCCCCACGUCCUCCUCUAUACCCCCACGUGCCCCCACCCCCCACCAGAGACAGGCUGGGGCAGCGCCGAGCCGGUCUCGCGCGGGACUUUGUAUAGCAGUGUCGUUUCCAGCAGCCAUUGAUGUAACGUUCUGCUUUGGGGUUAUUUCCUUUUUGUUGUUGUUAAUUUUUGUAAAGCAGACCCUACUCUUAAGCAGUUGACAAAACUGUUUAUUUUUGCAAUUAAAAUUAUCGUGCUAAAAGCUUA
Messenger RNA from Galeopterus variegatus (Sunda flying lemur), 2185 nucleotides. It is a transcript of the gene EGR4, whose product is annotated as early growth response 4. Bases 184 to 1641 code for a protein of 485 amino acids. The record is from RefSeq and is a predicted model, not a curated record. The transcript is spliced from 3 exons. Gene Ontology annotation, biological process: regulation of transcription by RNA polymerase II. Gene Ontology annotation, molecular function: RNA polymerase II cis-regulatory region sequence-specific DNA binding; DNA-binding transcription factor activity, RNA polymerase II-specific. NCBI's taxonomy places the organism in Eukaryota, Metazoa, Chordata, Mammalia, Dermoptera, Cynocephalidae.